CUAAAUUAUAAUAAUAUCUUAAUUUCGGGACUAAUUUGUAAUAAUGGAUAUAAUUCGAUUUAAGUUGUCUUUGUUCUGAGGAUUUCGUUUUUUGUUUUGGUUCGAAAUCGAAUUUGGGAGAUCCGUCAAUGGCGUCGAUGCUUGCUCGCAGGUCUCUGGAUACUCUCCGUGCUCGACAUCUCGUUUUGUCAGGGCAAGCUUUGCAGGGAUCUCAUCUUUCUCGGCUGCAGUCCCGUGCUAUUUCUUAUGGCUCCAAGAAAGAUGAUGAAGAAGAGGAGCAACUUGCUAAGGAAAUCUCCAAGGACUGGAAUACUGUCUUUGAACGGAGCAUAAACACCCUGUUUCUCACUGAAAUGGUCCGUGGUUUGUCGUUGACCCUCAAGUACUUCUUUGAUCCCAAAGUUACUAUCAAUUAUCCAUUCGAGAAGGGUCCACUGAGCCCUCGUUUCCGUGGUGAGCAUGCUCUUCGACGUUAUCCUACUGGGGAGGAACGCUGCAUUGCCUGCAAACUCUGCGAAGCUGUCUGUCCAGCUCAGGCAAUUACAAUAGAAGCAGAAGAGCGAGAAGAUGGAAGCCGCAGAACCACAAGGUACGACAUCGACAUGACAAAAUGCAUUUACUGUGGCUUCUGCCAAGAAGCUUGCCCCGUUGAUGCAAUCGUCGAAGGACCCAACUUCGAAUUCGCAACCGAGACACACGAGGAGCUUCUGUAUGACAAAGAAAAGCUGCUUGAGAAUGGAGAUCGAUGGGAGACUGAGAUCGCUGAGAAUCUCAAAUCAGAGAGUCUCUACCGUUGAUGAGAGCAGUCCUUUUUUUUACUUCAUUGUUUUUUUUUUUUGUUAAAGAAAUAAAAGACGAGUGCUUAUGCGUUUGUUGUAUAACCAGCUUUGUGGCUGUGUAAUUGAAUUGUUUGUAAAACCACUUUGAUUCCGGUUUAACCGGUUACGCCAAUUAUCGCAUUUCAGACAUGAAAUUAAUAUAUAUAUUUUUUUUGGGUUA
Brassica napus (rape) is the source of this 999-nucleotide messenger RNA. Its product is annotated as NADH dehydrogenase [ubiquinone] iron-sulfur protein 8-A, mitochondrial. Gene Ontology annotation, biological process: mitochondrial respiratory chain complex I assembly; mitochondrial electron transport, NADH to ubiquinone. Lineage: Eukaryota; Viridiplantae; Streptophyta; Magnoliopsida; Brassicales; Brassicaceae. The transcript has 8 exons. The record is from RefSeq and is a predicted model, not a curated record. Gene Ontology annotation, cellular component: membrane. Bases 129 to 797 code for a protein of 222 amino acids. Gene Ontology annotation, molecular function: NADH dehydrogenase activity; 4 iron, 4 sulfur cluster binding.